Phycodurus eques (leafy seadragon) is the source of this 1266-nucleotide messenger RNA. RefSeq names its product relaxin-3 receptor 1-like. The transcript is spliced from 3 exons. Lineage: Eukaryota; Metazoa; Chordata; Actinopteri; Syngnathiformes; Syngnathidae. Gene Ontology annotation, molecular function: G protein-coupled receptor activity. Bases 1 to 1266 code for a protein of 421 amino acids. The record is from RefSeq and is a predicted model, not a curated record. Gene Ontology annotation, cellular component: membrane. Gene Ontology annotation, biological process: immune response; G protein-coupled receptor signaling pathway.
AUGCAGAGCAACAGCAGCGCCUCCACAUCAGCACCCAUUGGUGCGCUGAGCGCAUGCGGGGGAGAGGAAGAUGAGCGUGAACUCUCCAAACUGGUCAACCCCAGCGGAGCCGGGUCCAACCUGGCUGCCUUGAACCUGUCCCUCAACUGCUGGCUCCAGAUCCUCUCCAAGGAACCUUCUGUGGAUCUGCACGGAGACAGUGCCAACACGGUGGUACGAGUCCUCAUCGCUCUGGUCUACCUGGUGGUGUGUGUCUUGGGACUCGUGGGUAACCUCCUGGCACUCUUCUUGCUUCACUUCCGCCGCCGAGGUCACCACUACUCCUCCAUCGACUGUUUCGUGAUGAACCUGGCGCUCACUGACCUACAGUUCGUCCUCACCUUGCCCUUCUGGGCCGUGGACACGGUGCUGGACUUCCGCUGGCCCUUUGGCAGGGUCAUGUGUAAGAUCGUGAGCUCGGUCACCACCAUGAAUAUGUACGCCAGCGUGUUCUUCCUCACUGCCAUGAGCGUGACCCGCUACCACUCCCUGGUCACCUCACUGAAGAUUGCCUCUCCGAGGAUGGCGGCUGCUCGGGCUAAGUGGGCUAGUUUGGCUAUUUGGGUGGUCUCGCUGGUGGUCACACUGCCUCAUUCCAUCUACUCCACCACUGUUCAGGUGUCUGCCGACGAUGAGCUUUGCCUGGUGAGGUUCUCCGCAUCAGAUUCAGGUCACUUGGAUCCUCAAGUACUCCUUGGGCUCUAUCAAAUGCAAAAAGUGCUUCUGGGAUUUGUCUUUCCUUUGAUAAUCAUUAGCGUGUGCUACCUCCUCCUCCUGAGAUUUAUCCUGAGCCAGCGUGCGGUGGGCAGCGUGAUAGGCGGUGGUGUCGCAGAGAGGUCCGAAUGCGAGCGAGGUCGCCACCGUCGCCGCUCCAAAGUCACCCGCUCCAUCACCAUCGUAGUUCUGUCUUUCUUCGUCUGCUGGCUGCCCAACCAUGCUCUGACCCUGUGGGGCGUGUUGAUCAAGUUUGACCUGGUGCCCUUCAGCAAAGCCUUCUACAACACGCAGGCUUAUGCCUUCCCCCUGACCGUGUGCCUGGCCCAGGCAAACAGCUGCCUCAACCCAGUCCUUUACUGCCUCAUCCGCCAGGAAUAUCGCGCUGGACUCAAGAAGCUUCUGCUCCAGGUGUCCAUCCCAAUACAAAACAUUUUCACCCAGGCUCUGAGGGGGAGGAGAGUGGAGGAAGCUCCCACAAGCUCGGUCAUGUUAAAUAAAGACAAUAUGUAA